This is a messenger RNA of Bombyx mandarina (wild silkworm), 5660 nucleotides long. It is a transcript of the gene Eph, whose product is annotated as Eph receptor tyrosine kinase. Gene Ontology annotation, biological process: protein phosphorylation; axon guidance; ephrin receptor signaling pathway. NCBI's taxonomy places the organism in Eukaryota, Metazoa, Arthropoda, Insecta, Lepidoptera, Bombycidae. Gene Ontology annotation, cellular component: plasma membrane; dendrite. Gene Ontology annotation, molecular function: protein binding; transmembrane-ephrin receptor activity; ATP binding. The record is from RefSeq and is a predicted model, not a curated record.
ACUGCUGCGCGUCCAUAUCAAGUGAAUUUAGCCUGUUUUACGAGAUCAAUAGAAAAAUACAGAUGCUGAAUCGUCGCGCGGUAUAUUGUUAUUUGUGUUCAAUCUCAGUCUGAAUUUCAGCCAGUAAACACGUUCUCUGAAAAAAGUCCUCGGCAUCGUCACUCAUCCGAGUGUAGUAGUGGGCCACUCAUAACAUUGCAGAAGUGGUCGGCCCUUUAUGUGAAGUGAUGUAAAGUGAAUAGUCCUUUCAAUAUGUAGGAAGGUUUAGGAAACAGGUCUUUAUUUUUCUUGAAUGAUCGUGUGAUGCCGUUGACAUGAUUUGGCUGAUAGUAGUGACGGCCUUGGCUAGCGUGCAUGGCGAACAAGUGCUGCUUCUCGACACUACAGCAGAAGAUACUCUAGGCUGGACCCGGUUCUCGUAUGGUGCGCAGGCUAGCACUGCCGGCUGGCUCGAAGAAUCUUACACUAACUUUGAAAAACAAAUAAACUGGCGCUCCUAUGUGGUCUGUGACGUCGCCCACCAUAAUGUGAAUAACUGGCUCUGGACCCCGUUCAUCGAACGCAGAAAUGCCAAUAGAAUCUACAUAGAAAUCAAGUUUACUAUUCGUGAUUGCUCACUUUUCCCAGGAAAUGCAUUGAGUUGUAAAGAAACAUUCAGUCUCUUGUAUUAUGAAUUUGAUGUUGCCACUAGAGAACAACCUCCCUGGGAGCCCGAGAGUUACAAGUUAGUUGGCCGCAUCGCCGCAGGGGAAGGCAGAUUUAACACUAACUCUGAAGUGGACAUCAACACUGAAGUGAAGAGUAUUGCAGUCACAAAGAAAGGUGUGUAUUUUGCAUUUAGAGAUCAAGGAGCCUGCAUAUCUAUUUUGGCAGUGAAAGUCUAUUACAUCACAUGUCCUGAUGUCAACAUUAACUUUGCAAGAUUCCCUGCCACUCCCACUGGUAGGGAAGUUACGGUUAUUGAACAAGCCAAUGGAACUUGUGUUGCUAAUGCUGAGGUUGCUCCUGGUGAAAAAGCCCCUGUUUAUUUAUGCAAGGGUGAUGGCAAAUGGACCCUUCCCAGUGGCUCUUGCAAAUGCAGGGCAGGCUUUGAACCUGACCACAACAAUCAAAUUUGUACAGAAUGUGCACCUGGAAAAUUUAAAUCUCACACUGGUGACGAACACUGCAUCCCGUGCCCUGAUCAUUCUGAGUCAACCAUAUAUGCUGCUGCUGAAUGUAAAUGUACUCCAAAAUACUAUAGAGCCAAGAAAGACCCAAAAACCAUACCCUGUACUCAACCACCUUCAGCACCUGAUAAUUUGACUGUAACAUUUGCUGAUCAGUUUUCUAUUUCUCUUACUUGGCAACCGCCACAUAAUACUGGUGGAAGAAAUGAUAUUACAUAUAAGAUUUCAUGUGCCAAUUGCGGCCCCACUGUGGAAUUUAGACCAGGAGAGACUGGCCUUAAUAGUACACGAGUUACAAUUAGUGGUCUAGAUCCAGUAACUGAAUACAAGUUUCAAGUUUAUGCAGAAAAUGGAGUGUCUGAACUCUCUCCUGAUCCUGCAAAACACAUAGAAAUCACAGCAGUAACCGAAGCCUCUGUAGUGAGUGUAGUGUCAAAAUUGAGGAUUUUGAACACAGAAAGUGAUAGGUUAACAAUUGCUUGGAAUCCACCACAAGUAGACUUAACUGAUCCUGAUGACACUAUAGAGAGCUAUGAAGUGAAAUGCUUUCCAAAAGACAGUCAAGACAAAAAUACCAACACCACCCUGAGGAUUACUAAGGACCCACAGGUCACCAUUACAGGAUUAAGAAAAGACACUGAAUAUGGCAUUAGGGUCAGAGCCAAGAUGAAGAGAGGAUGGGGAGAAUUCAGUGGAAUUGUAUAUGCUCGAACCAAUUCUGUUACUGAAACUUCAUUCAUUGACGAAGAAGGAGCUCAAGUUAGAUUAGUUGCUGGUGUUAUGGUGGCAGUAGUUGUCCUCACAGUGAUUGCCAUCAUUGCUACUGUUUUAUUUUUGAGAUCUCGUGCUGAUGAUGAAUGUGAUAAAAAACAACCUAGUGAUUGUAAUGCUCUUAAUUAUAGAAAUGGAGAAGUUUACACAGGACCUGAUCGUCCUGCUAAGACAAGCAGCAAUGCUACCACUCCUCUUUUUGCUGGCACUGGUUCCAGGACUUACAUAGACCCUCAUACAUAUGAAGACCCCAAUCAAGCUGUCAGAGAAUUUGCACGUGAGAUUGAUGCAUCAUGUAUUACUAUUGAAGCAAUAAUAGGUGGUGGUGAAUUUGGAGAUGUUUGUCGUGGCAAAUUGAAACUUCCAGCUAGUUGUGGCCCAGAAAUUGAUGUUGCCAUCAAGACAUUAAAACCAGGCUCCACUGAACGAGCUCGACGUGAUUUCCUGGCUGAAGCGUCUAUAAUGGGCCAAUUUGAACAUCCAAAUGUGAUAUUCUUACAGGGAGUCGUCACAAAAUGCAAUCCAAUCAUGAUUAUUACUGAGUUCAUGGAAAAUGGAUCUUUGGACACUUUCUUACGGGCGAAUGAUGGAAAAUUUAGAGUGCUGCAAUUGGUUGGUAUGUUACGUGGUAUCGCCACUGGAAUGCAAUAUCUUUCAGAGAUGAACUACAUCCAUCGUGACCUAGCUGCACGAAAUGUACUUGUCAAUUCUCAACUUGUUUGUAAGAUAGCUGACUUUGGUCUCUCUCGUGAAAUUGAAUCUACUGCUGAUGGAGCCUAUACAACCCGUGGUGGAAAGAUUCCAGUGCGAUGGACAGCACCAGAAGCAAUAGCAUUUAGGAAAUUUACUUCUGCCAGUGAUGUCUGGUCUAUGGGAAUAGUGUGCUGGGAGGUAAUGAGUUUUGGGGAACGACCUUAUUGGAACUGGAGCAACCAAGAUGUGAUUAAAUCAAUUGAAAAAGGAUAUCGUCUACCAGCUCCUAUGGACUGUCCUGAGGCUGUGUAUCAGCUGAUGCUUGAUUGCUGGCAGAAAGAACGAACACACAGACCAACUUUUUCAAGCAUUGUGAAGACACUAGAUAAAUUAAUUCGUUGCCCAGAUACAUUGAGAAAGAUUGCCCAAAACCGUUCAGCAGACCCUUUAGCAGGCGAUACUCCAGACUUGAUUCAGUUUACAUCAGUGGAAGAAUGGCUUGAAUGCAUAAAAAUGUCACGGUACAUCGAGAAGUUUCGAGCGGCGGGCAUUUCCGACAUGGAUGCGGUGGUCGACUUGACUGUGCAUCAGCUGGCAUCUCUCGGCGUGACUCUUGUCGGUCAUCAGAAGAAGAUUAUGAAUAGUGUGCAGAGCAUGCGGGCUCAGAUCCGGGGCAGCGGUCCUUACGGAUUUCUUGUAUAGAAAGUGCACAGUGAUAUAAACAGGAUAAAUAGACUUGAAUGGCAGAUACAUGGACUGAUCUCGCAGGACUCUGUACUCCAACAGUGGUCAUACUGAAUUAAAUUAGGCAUCUGUAUAUUUUUCUAAAUCAAACUGCCAUAGUAUUAGACAUAGUAUUUAAUGAGACUUUUUAAAUGCAACUUUUUAUAUCAUGCUGAUUAUAUAUUUUUAUUCAUGUUUUUUUCUAUACUUGACUGACUUGGCCUAUUUGAAUUUGAUGCUUUAUAUUAAAACGAACACUACCGUCUCUUAGCCUAAACAACGAAUCAAAGUCAUUAUUAAUUUAUUAUGUAAUAUUUGAGAUGAAUGUGAGUUCGUUAAUUAAGAAGACUUGAGGUGAUAAAAAGAUUUCUUCUGUUCUCUAUUAUUUUUAUCUCUAUUAUUUUAAAUUAGUAAUUGUCUUAUGAUCAUCAACGAUUAUGCACCUUGUCCUUUUUUCUUGUCCAUUGUAUGAUCUUUAUUUUUACAAACAAUAUAUGUUCAAGAAAAAUUUAGAUUAAAAGGAGUAGCCUUAUAGUGCCACCAAUAUGAGAAAUAUUGAAAUACAAUAUUUAUAAAUAAAUAUCUAGUUAGAGAAUUUCUGUAUUUUUAUGAAUAUUGUAUGUAUAUUCAUGAUUUUGAAUAUUAAAUCUAAUGCAUUAAAACAUUCUAAUUGUAUGUUGACAGAGUUUGACUACUUUGUUUGGUGAUUCACAUCGGUGGUCAAACUCAUUAAAUUAUUGAUAUAUUUAUAUCAUUCUUGACAUUGUGAUUAAAGUACUUAAUUAUUAUAGUAUUUCUGAAACAAUUAGAUUGGUAUAAUUAUUUGCUUUAUACUUUAGAAGACUUUAUUUUUCUAUUGAAAAUAUUUUUUUGAGUGCCUGUCAACUUUUUCGUAAAACAGACUUAGACAAUUACGUUACAUGAAUCAAUCUAUAUAGAGACAUCUUGUAAACUGUAAUUUAUAAUCACUUUUGGCCUGAAGACAUACAAUCAAAUAAGAAUAAAAAAUAUUCUCAUUUUGUAUUUUGUAUAUUGACAAAACCUGUUUUGAACAUCCUAGAUUUUUGAGUAUUUCUGUAUUAAUUCCUUCUUUAUGAACAAUAUGAGGAGAUCUAGUGGCAAACCCCCUUCCUCCAUUUCAUUUGAAGUUAAAAUCAUCUAUGGCAUUACAGCAGAUGAAGGUAUUUAGAUAAAUGCCAACUAUCUUCAUUGCUGAUAUAAGAAUGUACUAAUUUAAAUUUUCAAAUUAAAAACUCAAAUAUCUUUUGUUUUUCGUAUUAUUUAUGAAACAGUGACAAUUUUUUAGCAAAACAAAUUAUUCUGAUGAAAAACAAUUACCAUGAUUGAUUCAUGUAACAAUUUGGUUGAACCUUUGUCAGUAAUGCAACUGUGCUCUCAAAUCCAGUGAUCAUAAUCCAGUGGUCAUAUUCCCAAUUGUACAAUAAUUGUUAGUACGAUUAUAUUCAUUCCCUUUUUGUAUUAUCUAUUUAUGUAAUUAGUCAUAGUAAAAUAUUGCCAAUAUAGUUCAUAAGAGCUUCGCUUUUUUCUGAGCUUUGUGAUGAUUAACCGACUGCGAACGUUAUGCUAUGCGAAUAAUGUGAAUAUAUCACUGCUCUGCGAUAAUAUUCCUGUUUCAUAACGUCGUUUAGUCUUCACCACGAUGUUAUUGCUCAAUCGACUCACGAUAUUUAAUAACGACAACUCUGAUUAUCUCACCAUUUUUAGAAUAUAGCAUAAAAAAGAAAUAGAAUAUAGUAAGAUGCGUUAAUUACCCGUGGAUGUAAGGAAAAUUGUCUCCAUCAUUACAAGAUAAUGUAUACCAGAAUAUUUAUUAGCGUUAAAAAUAAAUUUAUUCUUAUUUGAACUUUAAAAUUAUUGUAUUUCACAUGUUUUAACGAAAAAUGUCCCUGAUAAGCUUAUAGAAAUAAUAUUAUAAUACUUUUAAGGAACAAUAUAUGUAGUUCCAGUUGUAAUGUACUAUUAUAUAUUACUAGAAUGAAUGUUUAACGCCAAUAUGAUCCAUAUCACAUAUUAAUUGAUCAAUCUAAUAUACAAUGAUUAAUGGCCUCAAGUUUUUAUUCGUUUCGAACCUGUUGAAAUAAAAACAAAACUUUCCACAGAAAAUUAUAAUUUAUGAACGUUUUGUAUUUACAAUUAUAUUUUAUUAUCCAGUUUGCGAGAAAAGGUACCUAUGUAGGUGAUCGAUCGUGUGUUGAGAUGUAUCUGUAAUUCAAUAAUAAGAGUUCAGAGUUGCAUGGGAUUCAACGAGAUAUAAACAUGUUGAAAUAAUACUAGCACUGAACA